Paramuricea clavata is the source of this 1074-nucleotide messenger RNA. Lineage: Eukaryota; Metazoa; Cnidaria; Anthozoa; Malacalcyonacea; Plexauridae. The record is from the annotation of a GenBank genome assembly.
AUGAUCAACUAUUACCAAAAGUAUUUACCAAAUUUAUCAACGAUUCUGGCACCACUGCACAGCCUGUUGGAAAAAGGGAAAAGUUGGAAAUGGAGUGAAGAGCACCAAGAGGCAUUUAGAAAAUCCAAAGAGUUAUUGAAGUCCUCACAUCUAUUGGUGCAUUACGACCCGGAGAAGGAGUUAAUACUGGCUUGCGAUGCCUCACCAUAUGGCUUGGGGGCUGUUUUGUCACACCGAAUGGAAGACAACACAGAACAACCAAUUGCAUUUGCCUUGAGAUCACUGUCCGCAGCUGAAAAAAACUAUUCUCAACUAGACAAAGAGGCGCUAGCCAUCGUAUUUGGUGUCAAGAAAUUUCACCAGUACGUGUAUGGUCGACAUAUCACCAUACUGACAGAUCACAAGCCGUUUGAGCGGGUACUUCAUCCGGAUAAAAUGACACCACCAAUGGCUGCAGCUCGAAUUCAGCGGUGGACCUUAAUUUUGUCUGCAUAUGACUACGUCAUUCAGUACAAAGAAGGAAUUCAGAAUGCAAAUGCUGAUGCCCUCAGUAGAUUACCAUUGCCAGACACCCCAGGUUCAACACCAGUUCCUGAAGAAACAAUCUUACUCAUGGAACUAUUGGAGACUACUCCAAUCAGAGCAGAGCAAGUGAAGAACUGGACAAAGAGAACUCCUAUACUUGCUAGAGUUUUGAAAUUUAUUAAACAAGGUUGGCCUAGCAAGUGUCCAGAUGGGGAGUUUCAACCAUAUUUUCAACGACGAGACGAGCUGAGUGUUCAAGACGACUGUAUACUUUGGGGGAACAGAGUGGUUGUUCCACCCCAAGGAAGAAGGCAAGUGGUUGACGAAUUACAUGAAACCCACCCAGGAAUAUGUAAGAUGAAAAGUCUAGCAAGAAGCUACGUGUGGUGGCCAAACAUGGAUAACGAUUUGGAAAACAAAGUACGAACGUGCAACAACUGCCAGAUAAAUAGAAAGAAUCCUCCUGACGCUCCUCGUCAUGGUCGAUGCGUACUCAAAAUGGCUCGAAGUACAUCCAACGAAUGUGGAAACAUCGAGAGCAACAAUUGA